AGUACACGAAUUGAGCGAAUUGGAGCGAAUGGGAACGAGUCAACGAAGUGUGAACGACGUGAGCGGGCGUUCUUGAUUUUCCAUCGAAGAAGUAUGCUAAUUGGAAAUUAAAUUCAAGCUAAAACUGCUAUUUGUCCUCAGGAUUUAAUCACUCGAUAAUCUUACAAUCGACUGGUUGACUAAGUUGCAGAGAAAAGAUAGAAAGACAAAGAAGUGCAAGAAGUUCAGAAUUAAAAUGAACAGACUUUCUCUUGAUGUUUGAUGCAGAAUAGGACGUUAAAGAUUGGAAGCCAUGGUCUAACGAAACUAUAGAUAUAUUUAAACGGUGAGAAUGGAGCAACUGCAGACAGCACUGACUGCUAUUAAAGUGCUCCGUUCCAAUGUUGGACAAGUAUUUGAUUCUCUAGGAAAUGGCCUACAAGCAGAACAUGGGGAGGAGGGUAAAGAAUCCAAGUAUUUGCUUGAGUUACAGGAACAGUUGACCACUGUGAAUGCUAACUUGAGGGACGUAGAACAGGCGAUAAGUAGUUUAAAUGCCCCACCUGGUCCAUUUAAUUUGGCCAGCACGACUUAUCUCAGUCAGGAGACCACACAAGAAAGACAGGCGCUUUAUAGUACGCUUGUUAAUAGUUACAAAUGGACGGAUAAGAUUCACGAAUAUAGUAACGUUGCUCAAUUGUUGCUCAGUCAAAACUCACUAAAAAGAUCUUACAUGAGUGCAAGUAGAACGAAGAGGGGAAGAUAUCAAACUACCAAUCAUAAUGUACCUCAGGCACAAGUCGAUUCCAUGAUAGCGACGUUCGAUAGACUGUUUAAUGACAUGACAGUGACCGUGUCCCGUCCGUUUGCAUCAAAUGCGGUGCUACACGUUACCUUGGGACACGUUCUGAAAGCAGUGAUAGCGUUUAAGGGAUUGAUGAUAGAACGGGUGGUGGUCAAGGGUUACGGCGAAACGAUGGACCUGUGGACAGAGUCUAGGCACAAGGUCUUCCGCAAAGUGACGGAGAACGCGCACGCCGCGAUGCUGCACUUCUACUCGCCUACGUUACCCGAAUUAGCAGUGCGAUCGUUCAUGACAUGGUUUCAUAGUUUAAUCAAUUUGUUCAGCGAACCGUGCAAACGUUGCGGUUUGUACUUGCACAGCGCGCUUCCUCCGACUUGGAGAGACUUCCGAACUUUGGAGCCUUAUCAUCAGGAGUGCAAACCAUAAGACGCAGGCUCUUUGAAGCUUGGGUUUUAAAUAAUCAAUUUUUACAAUUUUUGUACUUUUCAUCGAUAGUGUAUAAUAAUAUAUAAACCGUCACGACAUUUAAUAUUUAUAUUUUUCCUGAAUGCGUUUAUUAUUAGUUGUAUAUACUAAAAUACGAAUAAAAUACUUUCAUCUAUUUUAA
Molecule: messenger RNA, 1391 nt
Organism: Solenopsis invicta (red fire ant)
Lineage: Eukaryota; Metazoa; Arthropoda; Insecta; Hymenoptera; Formicidae
Gene: MED27
Product: mediator of RNA polymerase II transcription subunit 27
Biological process (GO): regulation of transcription by RNA polymerase II
Cellular component (GO): mediator complex
Molecular function (GO): transcription coactivator activity
Source: RefSeq, a predicted model, not a curated record